CUUCCUUUCUACAACGUUUACAGGUUCUUCUUCCCCCGGAAAGCUUCAAGAGAGAGAGAGAUACAACCCAUACUGGCAAGAUAGAGAAAUGGCGCAAACGAUCGACAUCCCAACGCUUCCUGUUCCUGGGGAGAAGUCACAGCCUCAACAGCUCAUCCUUGGAGCACCAGCAUCGGGGCAUGAGUCUCAACAUCAGACUCCUCCACAAGGCACUGCGGACUACUACUUCGACCAGGCUGUCACAAGCAUCGGUAACCACCCGAUUCUUGCCGGUAUCGGAGGGUUUAUGUGUGCGUACUUCAUCGCUGGUGCGUUCAAAUCGAACCAGCCAGGUAUAAACGGUAAGGCCUUCUCUAAAGGUGGCUUUGGUGGAAAGAUGACUAGAAAGGAGGCACUACAGAUACUGAACCUCAGAGAAUCGACAUUAACGCAGAAGAAGUUGAAAGACACUCAUAGAAGAAUCAUGUUGGCGAACCACCCGGAUAAAGGUGGCUCUCCAUACGUUGCCACUAAGAUUAACGAAGCUAAGGACUUCUUGGUAAAAGCUGGUAACAUUAAAAAGUGAUUUUGGUAUAGUAUUACACAUGGAAACCACACUUGUACAUAUGACUCAAAUGUGUAGUGUUAUUAGAAAAUUAUUCACUUUGUCACAAUUGAAACGACGUCUUCAU
Williopsis jadinii is the source of this 671-nucleotide messenger RNA. It is a transcript of the gene PAM18, whose product is annotated as Pam18p. The coding region runs from base 89 to 565 and encodes 158 amino acids. Gene Ontology annotation, molecular function: ATPase activator activity. Gene Ontology annotation, biological process: protein import into mitochondrial matrix. NCBI's taxonomy places the organism in Eukaryota, Fungi, Ascomycota, Saccharomycetes, Phaffomycetales, Wickerhamomycetaceae. The transcript has a single exon. The record is from RefSeq and is a predicted model, not a curated record. Gene Ontology annotation, cellular component: PAM complex, Tim23 associated import motor.